Entelurus aequoreus (snake pipefish) is the source of this 5301-nucleotide messenger RNA. RefSeq names its product male germ cell-associated kinase (gene mak). Gene Ontology annotation, molecular function: protein serine/threonine kinase activity; ATP binding. The coding region runs from base 403 to 2409 and encodes 668 amino acids. Gene Ontology annotation, cellular component: cytoplasm; cilium; nucleus. Gene Ontology annotation, biological process: intracellular signal transduction; protein phosphorylation; cilium assembly. Lineage: Eukaryota; Metazoa; Chordata; Actinopteri; Syngnathiformes; Syngnathidae. The record is from RefSeq and is a predicted model, not a curated record. The transcript has 16 exons.
ACACACACACACACACACACACACACACACACACACACACACACACACACACACACACACACACACACACACACACACACACACACACACACACACACACACACACACACACACACACACACACACUCUUAUCGUAAGAGCUAGGUUUAACACGCUGCAUGAAUUCUAUCUGACGAGUGGCGCUAUCAGCAGCUCCAGCAGGAAAUAAACACAACAACACCCUUAACGGUUCGCUACAGCGGACUGCUAACCAGCGAUGACCCACUCCAGCCCUUUCAACAGUGACACCUCCUUCCUUGCAAGAUGAAUUUUUAAGUUUUGCCACAGUAAAAAACAAAACCCUUCCAGAUGACUUGAAACUAUUUUGCCAAGUCGAUGAAGCUGAGGAAAGUCUCGUGAGCCAUGAUGAACCGCUACACCACGCUGAAGCAGCUGGGUGAUGGCACCUACGGCAGUGUGUUGAUGGGGAGAAGCAACGAGUCUGGAGAACUGGUGGCUAUUAAACGAAUGAAAAGGAAAUUCUAUUCGUGGGAAGAAUGCAUGAACCUAAGAGAGGUGAAGUCGCUGAAGAAGCUGAACCAUGCAAAUGUUGUCAAACUGAAGGAAGUUAUCAGAGAAAACGAUCACCUAUACUUUGUUUUUGAAUACAUGAAGGAGAAUCUCUAUCAGCUCAUGAAGGACAGAGAGAAUAAGAUGUUCUCAGAGAACGAAAUUAGGAACAUCAUGUUUCAAGUGAUUUCUGCUUUGGCUUUUGUACACAAGCAUGGUUUCUUCCACCGAGACAUGAAGCCAGAAAAUCUCCUGUGCAUGGGCCCAGAACUGGUCAAAAUAGCAGAUUUUGGACUGGCCCGGGAGAUCCGCUCCAAACCUCCUUACACUGACUAUGUUUCGACAAGAUGGUACCGUGCACCUGAAGUUCUGCUUAGGUCGUCCACUUACAGUUCUCCUAUAGACCUGUGGGCUGUGGGAUGCAUCAUGGCCGAACUCUACACGCUCAGACCUCUUUUCCCCGGAAACAGUGAAGUGGAUGAGAUCUUUAAGAUCUGCCAAGUCCUAGGCACUGUCAAGAAGCUGGACUGGUCAGAGGGCCACCACCUGGCUUCGGCCAUGAACUUUCGCUUCCCUCAGUGUGUGCCGACGCCCCUUAAAACACUCAUUCCCAAUGCCAGCAGUGAGGCGAUUACUCUAAUGAAGGACCUUCUGCAGUGGGACCCCAAAAAAAGACCUACCGCCGUACAGGCGCUGCGCUACCCAUACUUCCAGGUUGGGCAGAUCUUAGGGCCUCGUCCUCACAGCCAAGACGCCAAGAAGAUCCAGCCCAGACAGAUAAUCCAAAAGCAAGUCUCAGAACCUAAGGUGGAUCACGCUCCUGAUAACAAAGCCUCCAAAUCCUCCCCAAGAAGCCUCGAGCAGCCUCAACCUCUUAAGCAGAUCACAGUGCCCCAAGCUGAGAGUAAACAAGGAGGCCUCAGCUGUGUUAAGGUCACAUCAGUGUUAAAUGAGAGUGUUGGUGGAACUGGGAUGAUGAAGGGCGGCAGACGGCGCUGGGGCCAGACGGAGGCGAAGACCUUGGAUAGCUGGGAUGAUUCCGAUGCAUCGGACACUGCUGCCUCACACUCAAAGAAACCCAGCUUGGGGAAAUCCGAGGAGGACAGGAACUUGAAGAAACUUCGGCCACAGGCCAUAGAGCAGAAACCUCUUUAUUCCUUCAGCACCAUUACCAAACUACCAAAAAAUGUCAAGGUGGGCCCAGUAGACCCAAACCUACCAGGAUCAGCAGCACGGCAGCAUUAUCUCCGCCAGUCAAGAUAUCUGCCUGGUUUGAUCGGCAAGACUUUGUGUGAAAAGGAGCUGAGUGGCAUGACGUUACGUGACUUGUGGGAGAACUCCAACGCUGUAAAUAAACCCCUUGGUCCCAUUGGACCAGGAUUGUCUGCCACAAGAGCCAACCCAGCCUCUAAAUCUGUGGAAAGUCCCCCAGAGAACCCCGUUUUUAAGGAAAGAAUACUGGAGAAAAUCGAUGCCUCCAAAGGAAAUGUUGUGAGCACCAAGUAUAACCUAUCUGCUGGCUACAUCCCUUCGUUUCAAAAGAAAGAGGUUGGCUCCGUGGCACAGAGGAUCCAGUUGGCGCCAAUAGCUGGCCAUCACACAAUCAAUCCUUCCUCUUCUCCUGAAAUUAAAAAAGACAAACCAAAAAAGGCAAAGCCCAAGUCCAUCUCUUCUUUGAGUGAAACUAACGAAGAUUACGACGGAUGGAAACGGAGGACAGACAUCAGAAGUCAGGUGGUGAAGGGGAGUAGCUACUCAGCCUUGGGAAAGACUUCGGGGAAUCUCCUGGCCAGAGGUCCGGCCGUGCAGCCGGUCCACGGCAGGGUGGACUGGGCUUCCAAGUACGGUGGAAAUCGGUAGUCGGUGCUUGAUUAGAACAAGGUAGAAUUACACUUAAUAGACAUUUCUUAUAAGAUUCAAUACUAAAUGUGCCCCUCUUAUUCCAACAAGCUACAGCAGGGGUGUCCAAACCUUUUUCACUGAGGGCAGCAUACUGAAAAAUGAAUGCUGGGGGCCACGCUGAAACAUUUUGUGCAUUAAAACACCAAAACCAAUUCAAUGUGAAUCAAUAUAUGCUAAAUCAGGGGUGUCAAACUAUUUUUUUAUUGUGGGUCACAUCACAGAGCUGUUUGAAAAAGUGAAACCAUAUAAUCGCCUCAUGGUAUUAUAACACAACUGGCCCUUCAUUUGAUUAUCAUUAUUCACCAACAAACUGAUGGAAAACUUGCUUUUGAAUCAGAAGUCAAUAUGACAAGCUGAUUUUAAACUUUUACUUGCAAUAACUCCAGAGAAGGCGUCUCCACUGCUCUAGAGUCCAGUGGUGACAUGCUUUACACCACUGCAUCUGAUGCUUUGCAUUGGACUUGGUGAUGUAUGGCUCAGAUGCAGCUGCUCGGCCAUGGGAACCCAUUCCAUGAAGCUCUCUGCGUACUGUACGUGGGCUAAUUGGAAGGUCAUAUGAAGCUUGGAGCUCUGUAGCAACUGACUGUGCAGAAAGUCGGCGACCUCUUUGCUGACCCCUCUCUGUCAGUUUACGUGGCCUACCACUUCGUGGCUGAGUUGCUGUUGUUCCCAAACGCUUCCAUUUUUUUUUAUAAUAAAGCCGCCAGUUGACUUUCGAAUAUUAAGCAGCGAGGAAAUUUCAUGACUGGAUUUGUAGCACAGGUGGCAUCCUAUGACAGUUCCACGCUGGAAAUCACUGAGCUCCUGAGAGUGGCCCAUCCUUUCACAAAUGUUUGUAGAAACAGGACUCCAUGCCUAAGUGCUUGAUUUUAUACACCUGUGGCCGGGCCAAGUGAUUAGGACACCUGAUUCUAAUCAUUUGGAUGGGUGGCCAAAUACUUUUGGCAAUAUAGUGUAUAAAUAUUUCAUUUUAUAUUUAACUCUUAAGAUGAGCACAAUAUAGCAUUUAAAAAAAAACGUAAAUGAGAUUAAUAAAAAAAAAAAAGAUGUUAUGUAAAAAAAAUACAAAAUGUAUAAUGUAUUAUUAUAUCUGUUGGAAUUUUUAUUUUAUUUGUAAAGAAAAAUAAAAGACCAAUACUACUUUUUUUCAUAUAAUUCAUGUAUAAAAUUAAAUGUUAUUCACCAGUUGACUGGGCCAUAUAAUAAAUGAUACGUCAGGCUUCUUUGAAUGAUGCGGUGGGUCAAAUGUGGCCCUCAAGCUAUGAGUUGGACACCUGUACAGUAAGAUUAUCCCAUAAAAUGUGAACACUGAAUACAAAAAUAGCAUUUCAUAUUUAACUCUUAAGUUGAGGAAACAUUAAAACAUGAUACAUGAGAUUGAUUAAAGCAAAAAAGCAAUACUAUAUAUAUAUAUCUAAAAAAAUACAAAUCUAUAAUCUAUUUUUGAAUCUGUUAGUCCCUUAGUUGUAAUUUGUAAAGGAAUGGACAAUACCAAUAUUACUUCUUAAAUGUAUGUUAUGUAUAAAAUGAAAGGUUAUUCACCAGUUGACAGGUCAUACAAUUAAAGAUGUGGAAGGUCACCUCAAAUAAUUUGCAGGCUAUGUCAAAUGAUGUGGCCCCCAGACCUUGAGUUCUGGCACCACUGUGCUAUGUGCACACUUUUGUGUUGUAUAUGAGAAAGCAAAUAGUGUUUAGUGUGGUGGCUAACAUUAAUAAUAAACUUAUUUACUCUUCAGAACAUAUCUUAGGCCAAUAAAACUAGGUGUAUGGCCCCAUUUUUGGACACUCCUGAACUACAGGUUGAAACUAAAAAAUAAAUAAAUGGACCAAUGAAAUACAAGCUGGAGACUAAGAAUGGCCCCUAGGCUGGAAUUUGAACACCUUUGAGCUGAAGUGACAAAUUCAGAGCUUUUUUUAAGAGGCAAGUUAAUGGUCGUCUUAAGUAAGAGCCAAUGUUACUUGUAUGAGAAUUUAGAUUGUCAGCCAUUUUGACUGUAGCUUUAUUUAAAUUGUUGCAACAAACAUAGUUCUUGUUCCAUUUGUACACUGUAUUGUAUGUUUUUGUACAUGUUUUAUACAAAGGGAAAUUAAAGUUUAUAAUUUAAAAAAAAAGGAAAUCACUCUUAAGAUUAUAUAUAAACGUUGGUGCUUUAUUUAUUUCUCUUCAUAGAAAAUUAGCCUAACAUACAACAGAAAUUUCACAUUGACGUUAAUUAAAUGGUGGAUUCAGUGCAUUCUCCGCAUCAUCCGGACUGCUGAGGUUUGUUGAGCAGUGCCAUGCUCAGCUUCGCCACCAUCAGAAGACUUGGAAAGAGAAAAUAGGGAUGUUGCUUUUUACAGAAACGCGUCAGAAAGUCAUCUAAAAGACGGGCUACCUUGCACCCGCCAUGAGUCCAGCAGGCAUGAACUUCCUGGAUCCGUAGAACCUUUUUCCCAUGAUGCCUGUCAGCGCACCUGAAGUAGCUGGAAGACCGGAUGUAAGGUUCCUUAUUAGAGAGUCCCUCCAGGAUUUUGCGCUAAUUCACACAAAUGCAACCAAUCCUUCGCAACUUUGUAAAAUGCCCAACACGUCCCCGCACAUUUUGGCAAAUCACAUUUUUCUCUGGGCGGUGCUGAAACACACACGUCAAAUGUCUAAUCAAAACUUAUGUUUGUUUUUUGUCUGGAGUCGGACGAAGCAGGGACAACAACGUGUCACAAUAUAUCAACUCUUUAUUGUCAAACUGCACAAUUGUCAUCCUUCUGCAUAGCUCAGACCUACUUCCAGUUCCUGUUGACAGUGCGACGCCUUCUUGGUAAUGUUGGCAAGACACUGUCUUCCUUGCUUCCUAGUUUACAUGCAUUUAUAGA